Molecule: messenger RNA, 2951 nt
Organism: Pseudo-nitzschia multistriata
Lineage: Eukaryota; Bacillariophyta; Bacillariophyceae; Bacillariales; Bacillariaceae
Source: the annotation of a GenBank genome assembly
AUCGAAUCUAUUUCACAUACACUCCCGCAAAUAAUUCCACACAACAAAAACCUAAAGCACAACCAGCAAACAAAAUGUCCGCCGAAGAGACCCCAGCCCAUCCCGCUCCCGCACCGGCUCCYGAUGCCUACGUGGACGAAAACGGAAAUCCCUGCUCCAAGAAUGCUUACAAAAAGCGCAUGAAGGCGGAGGCCGCUGCCAARAAGAAGGCGGAGAAGGAAGCCGCUAAGGCCGCCAAGGCUGCGUUGCAACCGGCGAAGAAGAAAAAGGAAGAAGAAAUCACUGACCCCAACCAAUUUUUGGAGAAUCGCAGGAACGCCAUUGCGCAAAUGGAAAAGGAAGGCAUGAAUCCCUACCCCCACAAGUUCCAUGUCGAUUUCCGAAUCCCCGAUUUCAAUGCCGAAUUUGAAACCAAGACCACAGCYGGAGAGAAGAUAGAGGAUAAAGUCGUUUCAAUUGCGGGUCGCAUUGUUUCGGUCCGCCACCAAGGAAAGUUGUUCUUUUACGAUCUUAACGGAGACGGAGCAAAGGUUCAAAUCAUGAGUGAUCCGAAGACCUACGAGGACGAAGAGGAAUUUGCAAAAAUCCACAGAAUGCUCAAGCGAGGAGAUAUUGUUGGAGUGACUGGGUACCCGGGAAAGUCGAAGAACGGGCAGCUCUCUGUUUUUCCUAAGACAAUGAUUCUUUUGAGCCCCUGUCUCCACAUGGUCCCCUUUUCCAAGGGCGACUCUUGUCUGGGUGGUAUUACAAAUAUGGAAACCCGAUACCGCCAGAGGUACCUGGAUUUGAUUGUCAAUGAAGAGGUCCGUGACAUUUUCGAAAUCCGAGCAGGAAUCAUCACGGAAGUCCGCAAGUACCUCGACGACCGACACUUUUUGGAAGUCGAAACCCCCAUGAUGAACAUGAUUCCUGGGGGGGCGACCGCAAAGCCCUUUAUCACCUACCACAACGAUUUGAGYAUGGACUUGUACUUGCGAGUAGCACCCGAAUUGUACUUGAAGAUGUUGGUCGUCGGAGGCCUUGAUCGUGUCUACGAAAUCGGGCGACAGUUCCGAAACGAGGGAAUCGACUUGACCCACAAUCCAGAAUUUACCACCCUCGAGUUUUACCAGGCCUAUGCCGACUACAACGAUUUGAUGGACAUGUGUGAGGAACUUGUUUCCGGUCUCGUCAAGAAAAUCUGUGGAAGCUACAAGAUCAAAUACGCUCCAAAGCCGGGCAUGGACGAGGUCGAGAUCGACUUUACUCCCCCAUUUAAGAGAAUCAGCAUGAUCGAAGGUUUGGAAGAACGAAUGAACACAACAUUGCCAAAAAUGGACGACCCCGAAAUCGAAACCAAGCUUCUCGCACUCUUGAAGGAACACAACCUCGAAUGUACCCCGCCCCACACCACGGCCCGUUUAUUGGAUACCUUAGUCGGGGAAUUUUUGGAAGACAACAUCAUUCACCCUACUUUCAUUACCGAGCAUCCCCAGAUCAUGAGUCCUCUUGCGAAGUACCAUCGCUCCAAGAAUUUCUUGACGGAACGGUUUGAAUUGUUUGCUGCUGGAAGAGAGGUAUGUACUAUUUUUUGUUUCGAAAGAGCAUAUGUGGUGCGCUUUGCAGAUAACCGUCCUUUUGUGAUAUCUUGUCAUAUCUGAUUCGUUCUUCUUUUCUAUUUUUGUCGGCGUCGCAAACCAUAGUUGGCAAACGCCUACACCGAAUUGAACAACCCAGUYGUGCAGCGCGAGCUCUUCUUGGAGCAAGCCAAGGCGGGAAGUGCUGGAGACGACGAAGCUAUGGUGCUCGAUGAUUCUUUYGUCACUGCCUUGGAACACGGAUUACCUCCAACCGGUGGAUUCGGUUUGGGAAUCGAUCGCCUUACCAUGUUCCUAUCGAACAAGGCUAAUAUCAAGGAAGUUCUUCUAUUCCCUGCGAUGAAGCCUUCUGAUGAACAAAUGGCGUUGAUCGCUGCAAAUGCACCCAAGUCCGAUUCCGACUUUUCUUUGAUGGCAUUGAUGUCGUCUCUUUCUCUUGGUGUCGACGUCACCAGCGACGAUGCCCUCGACAAAUUGGACGAAACACUCAAUGGAAAGUCAUUUUUGAWGGGAACMGCACCCUCGAAGGACGAUGCCGAGCUUCUCGAGAAGGUGCUUAAGGCAGACGAGGCAGCCAUCGCCUCGCGAUCAAAUGUGGCCGCUUGGUGCAAGCUUCUGGGCAUGUUCACACCAGAAGUUCGUGCCACAUGGGAGUAGAUUCAUAAGGCAACGAUGAAUUACAUCAUGUAWUUCACGAAAGAAAUCAAUUGAUAUAGAUUGUCCGACAAAGAAUGCGAGUCCACACACCUCUGUUGCAGCGGACGUGAUAAUAUCAAGAAUUAUAAUGAGAUAUUUCUAUUGGAUUKUUUUUUUUYCUCGAUCAGGCAUUCUCCCAUGUUGAAUAUCCUAACAGUACGACGCGAUAUUUACUUGAAGAGAUAUAUCAUGAAAUAAACAUCAGGUCAAGCUGAAACAGAUGUCUAAAAUAAGGRUUUAACGGUGAAMUUCAAGGAAUUCAUAAUUCGUAGUUUAGGCUUGAAGAUUCUUGAUGUCCUCUUCGAGUUGACUGUACUUCGCAUUCACUGCUUCGUUUGUAACUGCUAUUCCGUCCAUAAGAGCCUCUUUGACACCAGCACUGAUAUCCUCCGGGGAGGCCGACUCAUACCAAUCUUCAUCGAAAUCAAAUUCUGAGACUUUGUAAUCGGGUUGGGGGUCCAUUGGGUUCUUGGACGGAGAAAACGUGCAAGUAGCAGUAACUUUUCCGUCGGCGCCCUUUCCCUCGAAGGUUUCCGCUGCAAGCUCUUGAUCGAGUUUAUUUUUCUUUUGUGCCAUUUCUUGUGCCUUCUUGAACAUCGCGAGUUGGUCCAUCAUGCCGCYUCCUGCUUUCUUUUCACCUCCUUCGCCACCACCUCCGAACAAACUCAAUUGGGUAGC